Messenger RNA from Leptosia nina, 1200 nucleotides. Lineage: Eukaryota; Metazoa; Arthropoda; Insecta; Lepidoptera; Pieridae. The record is from the annotation of a GenBank genome assembly.
AUGUAUCUCAUAACAUUUCUCGUGGCGCUAUUUUAUGUUGCAACAAGUGUGCAAGAGGAAUACUGCCAGUUGAAGACUGAUUCAUGUAGCCAAGAUGUAACUGAAAAGUAUUUAUUUUACGAUGUUAACCCACCUGAAGGAUUUAAUUUACGUCGCGACGUUUAUAUGCGAUUUGCUAUAAUGCUCGCGGAAGCUCAGGGAACCGGUAAACGGCUUAACUGGAGGCUAGUUCUACCUCCAUGGUACAACCUGUAUCAUUGGAAAGCGUCAAGUUCUAAAAGUCUUCCUAUUCCGUGGAGUGCCUUCUUUGAGGUGGAGUCACUUCAGUCAUACGCACCAGUCGUAGAAUUAUAUAGUAUAUUUGAGAAGACUAAAGAUAAGGAACUAAUACUGGAUAGAGUUUAUGUUUUACAAAAUUAUGCUGAUGCAUUUAAAGAUGGUGUUUUCACUGAGAAGUGGGAAGUGAGUGAUGGCUGUAAAUAUACUGGAUACUGGGGUUACACAAAUGUAACAUCUAAUGAGGUAGUAUGCAUAAAUUUUCAAGGCAAAGUCUCCAAGUUAUGGGAAAUAAUAUCGCUACAUCCGCAAGACAAGAAUGUCAUGUUUGCUCAUGGAGAGAUACCUCUACAUGAUAGUUAUGGGACUAAAAAUUACUGGGACUGUAGACGAAGUAUGAGAUUUAAUGAAAAUCUCAUAUCAAGAGCUGAAAAGUUCAUAUCUAAGCAUUUAGAUUGUCAUACAAAGCUUUGUAAUAAUUACAUAUCUAUACACUGGAGGCGGCAGGAUUUUGCACAAUAUCGCAAAAAAGACGUGCCCUCAAUUAAGGGUACAGCAAGACAAAUUAACAAAGCCGUAAAAAAGUUUAACUCAUAUAUAGAUAAAGUUUUUAUAGCCACAGAUGCAGCAAUAACAUCUUUACGGAAUUUGGAACUAGAGUUAACACAACUUGGAUACUCUGUACAUUACUUUAUACCAACAAAGACUGAAAUUGAGAAGUACAAGGAUGGUGGAAUAGCUAUAAUCGAUCAAAUCAUUUGUUCUCAUGCAGCGUACUUUAUCGGUACUCAUGAGAGUACAUUUACUUUUAGAAUACAGGAGGAAAGGGAGAUUUUGGGGCAUGACAGUAGUACAACAUUCAAUAGACUGUGUCCAGAUUCAGGUCCCUGUGAAAAGCCUUCAAAAUGGACUAUCGUUCAUUAG